GCCCAUUCUCGGGGACGCGCGUCUUCAGGACACGCGAACGCCUCAAGGCCCUCCGGGGAAGAGCUGGACCGACGUCGUCACCCGCCUCGCAAGCCUAAAUCUCGGGGCCUCAUCUGCAUCUCCGGGCGAUGGCAGAGGUCGCGGGCACCGACUCUGCCCAUUCCUGUCCACCGGAGCUCCGCCCCGCGCCUCCGCGCCCGGUACUCCAGACUCGCGCGGAUGGAGGGGCGGUGCCUACUACGCAGGCGCACUCUGCGAGUGUCGGGACCCUGCCGCAACACUGCCACGCGGAUUCACGCUGGCCAAUCAGCGGGGCGAAGGGCGGGGCUUCCCCGCAGCGCGCCGACAGGCGGCGGCCCACUUCCGGCAAUAAUCGCCGCGUCGCCGUCAGGUGCGGGCGCAGGCCACCGGCGCGCCAGGAGAACUAUGCCAUUUUUGGGUCAGGACUGGAGAUCUCCUGGAUGGAGUUGGAUUAAAACAGAAGAUGGCUGGAAGAGAUGUGAAUCCUGUAGUCAGAAACUUGAAAGAGAGAAUAACCAUUGUAACAUCAGUCACAGCAUUAUCUUAAAUAGUGAAGAUGAAGAAAUAUUCAGUAAUGAAGAACAUGAAUAUGCAUCCAAAAAAAGGAAAAAGGACCAUUUUAGAAAUGACACAAAUACUCAAAGUUUUUAUCGUGAAAAAUGGAUCUAUGUCCAUAAAGAAAGCACAAAAGAAAGGCAUGGCUAUUGCACCUUGGGAGAAGCUUUUAAUCGGUUAGAUUUCUCAAGUGCAAUUCAAGAUAUCCGAAGGUUCAAUUAUGUGGUCAAAUUAUUGCAGCUAAUUGCAAAAUCCCAGUUAACUUCAUUGAGCGGUGUGGCACAAAAGAAUUACUUCAACAUUUUGGAUAAAAUUGUUCAAAAGGUUCUUGAUGAUCACCACAAUCCUCGCCUAAUCAAAGAUCUUCUGCAAGACCUAAGCUCCACCCUCUGCAUUCUUAUUAGAGGAGUAGGGAAGUCUGUAUUAGUGGGAAACAUCAAUAUUUGGAUUUGCCGAUUAGAAACUAUUCUCACCUGGCAACAACAGCUACAGGAUCUUCAGAUGACUAAGCAAGUGAACAACGGCCUCACCCUCAGCGACCUUCCUCUGCACAUGCUGAACAACAUCCUAUACCGGUUCUCAGAUGGAUGGGACAUCAUCACCUUAGGCCAGGUGACCCCCACGUUGUAUAUGCUCAGUGAAGACAGACAGCUAUGGAAGAAGCUAUGUCAGUACCAUUUUGCUGAAAAGCAGUUUUGUAGACAUUUGAUCCUUUCAGAAAAAGGACAUAUUGAGUGGAAGUUGAUGUACUUUGCACUUAAGAAACAUUACCCAGCAAAGGAGCAGUAUGGAGACACGCUGCAUUUCUGUCGGCACUGCAGCAUUCUCUUUUGGAAGGACUACCAUCUUGCUUUACUAUUCAAGGACUCAGGACACCCCUGCACGGCGGCUGAUCCCGACAGCUGCUUCACACCUGUGUCUCCGCAGCACUUCAUCGACCUCUUCAAGUUUUAAGGGCUGCCCCUGCCAUCCCUAUUGGAGACUGUGCAUCAUGCCCUCUGUGCGGGGCUCAUAGUGAGUGUUCUGUGGGGUGGGUGGAUGCCCCUGGAAAGCUUCCAGAAAGACUGGGAAGAACUGCCCCCUGUGCCACAAGCCACAACCACGAAAGUGCAUGGUUGCAUUUUCAUUGAAGGAGGUCAGGAGCCAAACAAAGCAUUUCUACUUCUUUAAAAACUCUUCUUGUGAGCAUAUUAAAAUGUGCAAUUUUGGAUAUGAUAUAUAUAGUUCAAAAAUAUUUCAGAUGGUCAGCUCCACAUUCUGUGUUGAUCUGACACUAAUGGCCAAUAAUGAUGCUUCUUAAUUGUCAAAUUACAGUUUCCCAAUUUUAUACUAAUUGUGGGUGGGUGACAAAACAGUUGAUCCUUGUAAAUACAUUGUACAGAAUAUUUAUUUUUUCUCAAAAUGCAUUUUAACUACUAUAUUGGCUGUGCCCAAAUGAGUCCUCUUUGAAUACAAAGUGAACCUAGGGCAGUGAUAGUCAUUCUUGUCUUAAGACUCUGGAUUGGGGUAUGAAUUGUGCACAUGCAGCCCAACAAUGGGCAGCGGCCUCUGUGCUCGUAGGUGUCCAGCACAGGCUUUGGCAGAAUACCCCUGCUGGGGGUGGGGCUUGUCUGUGCAUAAUCCUGGACUGUGAUGGGAACAGCCCAUCGUAGUCUAAACUUCACUUGUGUUGAAACUACUUUUAUAGACAAGUAAUAAAUCUUGAUUAUUGACUGAAACUUCAUCAGUUUUGCAUCCUACUGAGAAAUGUUAGUGAUUUUGAUAAGUCCUUAAAAGAUUGUUUUGUUUUUAAAAUAACGCAUGUCUGUUUCAGAAAAUUAGAAGAUCAAUCCCACCACCCAAAGAUUAUUGUGCAUGCUGAAAAGAAUGUGAAAAAUUCCCCAGCAGGCAUAGGGUAGAAAUGUGUUGUUGUAUAUUUCCAUUUUUGAAUAGGGUCAAGGAACCCAAGCAAAUCAUUUCUACCUUUUUUCCUCUAAGCAUAAUAAAAUUGUAAUUUUAUAGCUUUAUAAAUAGGAAUAAAAAAAGAUUCUGGAUUUUUCAACCCCACUUCUGUGAACUGACACAAAUGGCCAAGAAUGAAUUUAUUUGUCAAAUUCUAGUUUCCCCUGUGGUGAUGCAAAUACUUGGGCCUUCAUGAAUAUAUGUUAGAGUAAGAGUUCUUCAUAAAACCAUAAAUGCUCUGUAUACCACUGUUACUUCGCAAACCACCAUUCCCCCAGCUGCCUUUUUUAGAAACACAGACCCAUAUCCUAAAUGUUAUUUGGAAACUUGGUUUUUAUUAACUUUAUUAGCUCCACAGAAUCACCCAGAUCGAACAGUCUUUAAUUAUCAUAGCAUACUGGGGUUCCUGAGGGUUUCACUGUUAGCAUCAAUAACUGUGGUAAGCAUCGUCACACAUCGUGGCCACCUCCUUACAAUAACACCAAUAGUACAGCCAACAUCAUGAGUCAAACAUAUUUUAAGGGUUUUAUAUUUCUAGAUUAUGAAAAAAAAUUUUUUGGAGUUUAUUUGUUUUUCAGACGGGUUCUUAGUCUGUCACCCAGGCUGGAGUGUAGUGGUAUGAUCUCAGCUCACUGCAACCUGUUUCCCUGGCUCAAGUGAUCCUCCCACCUCAGCCUCUCAAAUAGUCGGGACCACAGGCAUGUACUGCCAUUCCAAGGCUUUUUUUUUUUUUUUUUGUAUUUUUAGUAAAGAUGGGGUUUCACCAUGUUGCCCAGGCUGGUCUCAAACUCCUGAGGUCAAGCAAUCCACCUGCCUCAGCUUCCCAAAGUGCUGGGAUUGCAGGCAUGAGGCACUGCAUUCAGCUGAAAAAAGAAAUUGUUUUAUUCUAGGAGAGGGAGUGAGUACGUUGAGUUUCCAUUAUCCUUGAAGCACAGGUAUUUCUUUUUCUGUUGGUGCUGUUUUAAUAAGUGAAGGAUUUGAUGUGUGGUUCACUGUGAACUUGAACAUUUCCAUAUAUUUGUUGUCCAUUUGAUUUGUCUUGUUUUUGGUGAAUUACUUAAUGUGUUAUUUCCUGUUUUUUUUGGCGGGGGUUGGGGGGUGGUAGUCUUUUUUUGCAUUAGUUUCUUCUUAAAAGGAAACUAACCUUUUGAAGUUGUGCUUCUUUCCCUUAAUUUGUCAUAUACUGUUACUGUCAUUUAAUUGUUAGAUGUUCUAACAAUUCUCAUCUGUGCUGUAGAAUCACAGAUACUUGUAUAAAUUGAGCAGUAUUUACUUGGAAAAUAUAACCAUAUUAAUAGUGUAUGAUUCCAGCUGUUCUGCUGGGAUGGCAUAUUUCCACAGGCCAGGGACACAGCUGCCCGCACUGCCAGUGCAUGGGUUACAGCCUUCUGCAGGUGCAUUCAAGAGACAAGUUGUGGGAGCUGGGCAGGUAAGCAGGGAUGGCUUACAUUGCUGGGGAGAGAUUGAAAGGUGAAUAGAGGGUGUAUAAAGACAGACUAAAGACAGUUUUGAGUCACUGAUAAGUUAUUUACAGAUCAGAAAACACCAAAUGGAGAUGAGAAGAGGAAUCAUAAUUUCCACAUUGCAAUGGUAUUUUUGAAUACAGUUUCUGUCAGAGGGCCUAACAAAAGUAGGGAUGCCACUCCUGAGAGAUUAAACUACAUUCUGAUGCCUUCAUUGCAAUGAAGUUCUAACUCAGGACACCAAGAGCCUAAAGCCAGACUAAGUUUCACAUGCCCAUUAUCCCUGCUAAAGGCAAUGCUGGACACACUCAAUAUAGAAUCUCCAGGCAUUCCUGGAUCCGUUCCCAGUCCACGCUGCUCACUCAGGGCUGUUGUCUGUUGACACCCAGUUGCAACUUCCUUUUGCCUAUUUUGAGAGUCAAAAACUCACAUUCCUCACCUAAUCUAUGAAUAUACGCAAAUCAGAAAGCCACCCAGCAGCUCUCAGGAGCAGACCUAGGUGUAGCUGUCGUAGUUUGCCGCACGAUGUAUAGCACCUGUGUAUGCACUGUAUGUGUGUACUAUACAGGGCUGUAUACAGAAAAUCGUGUUUACUUCAUGGAAAAAAUUGAAUCAUCUGUGAACAAUUUUUGCCUUAAAUGCUGCUCUUAGAACCAAAUUAUCAUAAGAUUUUUGUAUACUGCAUCCUUGCUGAAAUAAUUUAUCAGCUCUCUUAACACCUUUGUAGAUUCCUUAUGACCCUAUGUACAAAAUCAUGUCAUCUGUGAAUAGACAGUUUCACUUCUUUAUUCUUCUUUCUUGCCCCACUUUGCUGGCUAGAAUCUCUAGUACAGUGUUGAACAGCAGUGCAAGAGCAAACAUCCUUGUCUUGUUCCUCAUCUUAGGGGAAACUUUCAGUCUCACCAUUAACUAGGAUGUUAACCCUGGGUUUCCCAUAGAUACCCUGUAGCAGGUUGGGGAAGUUCCCUUCUAUUCUUAGUUGUUUUUAUCAUGAAAGGGUGAUGGAUUUUGUCAAAUGCCUUUUCUGCAUCUCUUGAAAAAGAUGUGGUGUUUGGCCCUCAUAAGAUCAAUGUGCUGUUAUUACAUUGACUUCUGUAUCUUGAACCAACUUUGCAUUCUUGGGCCAAAGCCCACUAAGUCAUGGUUUGUGAUACCUUUUAUACAUAGCUGUUGGAUUUGGUGUCCUGUAACAGCCCUCUGUAUCUGCAGGGGAUUGGUUCCAGGACCACCUCCCCACCCCACCCACCUUGUGAUCUUUUGGGUUUUGGUGUCAGUCUCAUAGGAUAAGCUUAGAAAGUGUUCCCUCUUCUGUGUUUUCAAAGAGUUUGUGAAGGUUUCUUGUUAAUUCUUCUUUGAGAGAACUUAUAUGAUUUGAAGUCACUGAGAAGCUUCAGUUAUCUUCCCUUUUGGAAAUGUGUUUAUCUUACUACCCUUUAAGAGGAUAAGACCAUUUUUUCCCCAGAGAUGUCUUUUAACAAUUUUUCUUUUCAUUGUGAAGGCAUAACCUAAUAGAUAAAUGGACUGUGAAACUUAGUCUCUUUUGCUUAUCUCCAGAAUUAUCAAAAGGAAAGGGUGCUGCCCUCUGAAAAUCACAAUUUUAAAAGGCAGGAGUCAGCUUGGCUUGACUUUAAUCUCCCUCUCUUCAUUAUGAUGUGUGCAUGUGCUGGACACCACUCACCUCCCUUUAGUCCCUAUCUAGUGCAAUAUCAAAUGCUACCCAACAACCAAGCCAAGGGAUUAGCAACAAGGAGGGAAAGAAAGAAGGACCUGUAUCCAUGACCUACCAGCACCAGCCAUUGGGGCCUCUGAUGGCUGACACCAGCAUCCACCCUGCUCUCAACCUCCCUGCAUCCAUGUCUAUCCCAACACAGUUGCUGCUUCUGUCUUCACUCACGCCCCACUCCUUGUCCCUUCCUGUUGUCUCUGCAUAGAGGAAGCAGACCCUCAACUUUGAAAAGCACUGUGCCCCACAUCCCAUGGGCUAAAUUCUACUGAGCUAGUAGGAGCUGCUCAAGUGUAGCCUCUGCCUCCAGAAUUCUAGCAGGAACUGCAAUGCUGUCUGCCUAAAAUUAAAGCCCUGGCUCACAGCAUGAGACUGUGUGUUCUAGCUGGUGAUGUGGUGCCUGCACACACACCCCUGGCAGUCCUCUCUAAACUCAGGCAGUGCGUGGCUGCUGUCAUUCCUACCUUCAGCAUCCGUGAGAUGAGGGAGUUGCUCCCCAGUGCACCUGCCCAGAUACAGGCCACAUGGAUCUGCCAUUGCUUUUCACAGGAGCGUCUAGAAGAGGCCAUUAACCAUCCCAGUUGUCCUUUUUGUCCUUGGUCCUCUCCCUUCCAAUCCCCACUGGCUCAAAUCCACAGAGUGACAAAAGAGAUGCCCAGAGCAUCAGCUGGAGUGGCAAGUGUGAGAAGGUGCUGCUGGUGCCACAGGGGUCUUGCGCUAGCGUUCGCACCGUAACCAGGGUUCACUGAGGAGUGGGUUCCUUUGAAAUGUUCUUGUUCUUAUAAGGGUGAGCAAAAAAAAAUGAGGGCAUCUAUAUCAAAGAAGAGAGAUACCUCAACUGUCUCAUUUUUGCAUGGAAAUUUUAUUUUUAUUUGAUAAUCAUUUGAGAAACUUGCACAGAUAAAGGCAAGUUGGUUUUAUUAUUUUUUUCUAAUGUCAUUUGAAAGAAUUUAACUUUUGUUAAAAUACACAUAAAAUUUACCAUCUUAUCCAUUUUAGGUGUGCAGUUUAGUGGCAUUAAAUACAUUCAUAUUGUGCACCCUUCUCUACUAUGUAUCCCUAAGUUCAGGUUACAAGAUAAGCUUUUGUCAUCUUGUAAAACUGAAGUUCUGUACCCAUUAAGCACCAACUCCCUAUUCCCAUCCACCAGCCCCUGGCAGCCUCUGUUCUACUUUGUCUCUUUGACUACUUAGGGACCUCGUCUGAGUGGAAUCAGGGAGAUUUGUCAUUUUGUGACUGGCAUAUUGCACUCAGCAUAAUGUCCUCAAGGUUCAUGCAAGUUGUAGCAUGUGUCAGGAUUUCUUUUAAAGGCUGAUGAUACUCAGUUCUACUGAUAGAGCACAUUUUGUUUGUGCAUUCCUCUGUUGAUGGACACUUGAGUUGCUUCCACCUUUUAGCUAUUGUGAAUAUUGCUGCCGUAAACAUGGGUGUGCAAAUCUCUGAACCUCUGCUUUCAAUCAUAUGGCAAUUCUAUGUUUAAUUUCUUAGGGAACUGUUACAACUGUUUUCCAUGGUGGGUGCACCAUUUUACAUUCCCACUGAAGGUUCCAAUUUCUCCACAUUUUUGCCAGCACCUGUUUUUGUUGUAAUAAUUGCCAUCCUAUUGAGUGUGACAUGGUAUCUAUCCUACUGUGAUUUUUAUAUGCAUUUCCCUGAUGACUAGUGAUGUUGAUUUUAUUUGUUUGUUGGCCAUUUAUAUGUCUUUUUUGGAGAAAUGUCUGUUCAGGCCCUUUUUCCAUUUUUCAGUCAGGUGUGCAUUUUUGUUGUUGAGUUCCAAGAGGUCUUUAUGUUUUGGGUAUUCACCCCUAUCAAAAUAUGUCAUUUGCAAAUACUUUAUCCUAGUCCAAGGACUGGUUGCACUCUGUUUUGUCCUUUGAUGCACAGAAGUGGUUUCUCUCUUUUAGUUAGCUGUGGCUCUGGUGUCAUAGCUAAGAAAUUAUUGCCAAAUCCAAUGUUAAAAUUUUACGUUUCUCCUAAAUGUUUUAGUUUUACCUCUUAGUUUAGGCCUUUGAUCCAUUUUAACUUUUAUAUAUGGUGUGAGGUAGAUCCAACUUGAUGUGGAAGACCAGCUGUCUAGCACCAUUUGUUGAAAAGACUGUUCUUUCUCCCUUGAAUGGUCUUGGCACUGUCAAAAAUCAUUUUACCCAUAAGUGGAAGGGUUUAUUUGGGGGUUUGCUAUUGUAUUCCAUUGGUCUGUAUGAUUGUCUUUGUUUCAGUACAACACCAUUUUGAUUAUUGCAGGUAGGUUUGUCAUAAGUUUUGAAAUAAGGAUAUGAGAGCCCCUACUUUGUUCCCUUUCAAGAUUGUUUUGGUUGUGUGAGGUCUCUGGAGAUUCCCUGAGUUUCAGGAUGGAUUGUUCUGAAAAUGCCACUGGGAUAUUUUGAUAGGAAUUGCAUGAAAUCUGCAGAUUGCUUUGAACUCUGGACAUCUUAACUAUAUUAAGGCGUCCAAUUCACAAACAGAUUGCUUUCUGUUUAUUUGUGUUGACUUUACUUUCUUUCAGCAAUGUUUUAUGGUUUUCAGUGUGCAAGUUUUUUACCUCCUUAAGUUUAUUCCUAAAUACUUCAAUUUUUUGUUACUAGUAUCAAUUGAAUUUUCUUAAUUUCCUUUUGAGCUUGCUUGUUAUUGUAUAGAAAUAUCAUGGAUUUGUUAUGUUGAUAUUGUAACCUGCAAUGUUACUGAAAUGGUUUAUUCAGUUUUUUUAUAUAUGUAUGAACUCCAGGAUUUUCUAUAUACAUGACAUGAUUUUCAGAUCAUGUCAUCUGAAAACAGAUAAUUUUGCUUCUUCCUUUCCAGUUUGGAUGCCUUGUAUUUCUUUUUCUUGCCUAUUUGCUCUGGCUAAGCCUCCAGUACUGUGUUGAAUAGAAGUGGUGAGAUGAUGUGGUAUUUAUGUGUUGUUCUUGAUUUUAAAAUAGGUGCUUUCAGUCUUACUGAAUAUGAUGUUUACAGUGGGAUUUUCAUAUGGUCUCUCCUAUGUUGAGGUAGUUUCCUUCUGUUCCUAGUUGUUGAGUUUUUAUCAUGAAAGGAUAUGAGACUGUGAAAUGCUUUUUCUGCAUUAAUUGGGAUCAUAUUUUUUUCCUUUAUUCUGUUAAUAUAAUGUGUAUUACAUUUAUUGACCUGAGCAUUUUGAAACUUUGUUGCAUCCCAGCUAUAAAUCUCACUUGGCCAUGAUGUGUAAUCCUUUCAAUGUGCCGUUGAAUCCUGUUGGCCAGUAUUUUGUUGAAUAUCAAUAACAAAAAUCUUGAUUAGGAAUACUGGUAUGUGGUGUUCUUUUCUUGUCUGGUUUUGGUAUCAGAAUAACGCCAGGCUCAUAGAAUGCAUUUGGAAGUCUCCUUUCCUCCGCCUCAGUUUUUUUAGAAGUGUUUGAGGAGAAUUGAUAUAAUUCUUCAAAAGUUGGGUAGAAUUCUACAGUGAAGCCAUAUGGCCCUGGGGUUUUCUUUGUGGGGAGGUUUUUCAUUACUAAUUCAGUUUCUUGACUACCGCAGGUCUCUUCAGGUUUUCCAUUUCUUCAUGAUUCAAUCUUGAUAGGUUGGAUGUUUCUAAGAAUUUGUCCAGUUCAUCUAGGUUAUGCAGUUCAUUGAUACAUAACUGCUCAUAGUAUUCUUAAUACCUUUUAUUUCUGUAAAAUCAGUUGUAAUGUCCCCUCCUUCUGGUUUUAUUUUUCUUCGUCACACUAGCGGGAAGUUUGUCAGUUUGGGUUGACCCAACAAACUUGGUUUCGUUUAUUUUUCUCUCUUGCUUUUCUCUUUUCUAUUUUGUCUCUGCCCUCAUCUUUAUUAUUUCCUCUAUUCUGCUGGUUUUGGGUUGUUUGCUCUUCUUUUUCUUCUAGUUAAUUCAGAUAUAAAUUUAGGGUUGACUUGAGAUCUUAAUUUUUUAAGUAUUUGUAUGUUCAGUUACAAAUUUCCCUACCAUUGCCUUCACUGUAUCUUUUUGUAUGUUAUGUUUAAAUUUUCAUUUAUCUCAAGAUAUAUUCUAAUAUCUCUGUUAAUCCACUGGUUGAGAGUAUUGUUUAAUUUUCACAUAAUUUUAUACUUUUUGUUUUUUCUUCUGUUACUGAUUUCUAGUUUCAGCCCACUGUGGCCAGAAAAGAUACUUUUUAUUUUUUUAGUCUUUUGAAAUUUUUUGUUCUGUGGUCUAACAUGCUGUCUAUCCUAGAGAAAGGUCCAUUUGCACUUGAGAAAAAUGUAUAUACUGCUGUUGUUUGGUGGAGUGUUCUGUAUAUGUCUGUUAGGUCCAGUUGUUAGGUACGACACUGUUCAAGUUUUGUCUUAUGACUGAUCCUCUGGUUGUCCUGUCCAUUACUGCUACUGGGCUAUUGAAGUCUCCUACUCUUAUUAUAGAACUAUCCAUUUCUUCCUUCGAUUUUGUUUCAUGUAUUUUUGGGUUCUGAUGUUUGGUGCGUAUAUAUUCCAUCUUCUUGGUGAGUUUUCAGUUUUUUAAAUGUCAACAGCAUGAAGAUAAAAUUAUAGGACGUCUGGAAUUUCCUUUGAAUCCGUAGGGCUAGGAGUAAGUAUAGAUAAAACAAGAUUGGCUGGGAAUUUGAGGCUGCAAGGAUAGGUACACAUUGAGAUGUAGAGCAGGGCACAAUACUUUUUCUGUAAAGGAGCAGAUGGUAAAUAUUGUUGGCUUUUCCAGCCAUGUGGCUCUCUUGCUGUAGUACUAUGAAGAUACUCUUUGCAGUAGUAUCAUGAAGCAGCCACCAGGGAGCCACACACCAGUAUGUGUGACUGUGUUCAGGUCAAACUCUAUGGACACUGAAAUCUGAAUUUCACAUGUUUUUCAUAUGUCAUUAAAUACUACCCUUUUAUAUUUUUUCACCAUUGAAAAAUGUAAAAAUCAUUCUUAACGUGGGCUGUGCAAAAACAGGUGGUGGUCCAAAUUUGGCCUGUAGGCUAUAGCUUGCCAACCCAAUUUAUACUUUUGUCUUUUUUGGAACUAUUUGGUAUUUUCAAUUAAAAGUUUAUCAACAUUA
This is a messenger RNA of Callithrix jacchus (white-tufted-ear marmoset), 10675 nucleotides long. RefSeq names its product F-box protein 25 (gene FBXO25). The record is from RefSeq and is a predicted model, not a curated record. Lineage: Eukaryota; Metazoa; Chordata; Mammalia; Primates; Cebidae. Gene Ontology annotation, molecular function: protein binding. Gene Ontology annotation, biological process: protein ubiquitination. Gene Ontology annotation, cellular component: cytoplasm; SCF ubiquitin ligase complex; nucleus.